This is a messenger RNA of Erigeron canadensis, 1402 nucleotides long. RefSeq lists its product as uncharacterized. Bases 20 to 1402 code for a protein of 460 amino acids. The transcript has 2 exons. The record is from RefSeq and is a predicted model, not a curated record. Lineage: Eukaryota; Viridiplantae; Streptophyta; Magnoliopsida; Asterales; Asteraceae.
CUCAUCAAGAUAUUCUACAAUGGCCCUCAUGAAAUUUGCUUUCUUUUUCCUAACUCUCUCUGCUCUUUUUGAAGCAUAUCAUGCUCGACAUUUAAAAGAUGCAUCUAAAGGAGUAAUUCAGAUGAUAACAAGCAGAGAAGUAUACAAGAGCAAGGCUUAUGGUCGAGUCGCAAAAGUACCACCACCGCCAAAAGUAGCACCAUCUAAAGGCGAGGAUACUUAUAGCCGGGAUAGCCCAAAAGCACCACCGCAACUAGUCCAAACUAAUUGCGGUGGAUACAAUCUUAAGGGACUAGAUGAUGCACCCCCUGACGUUGAGAAAACACUACUACAAAAAGAGUCAUCGGCAUCACUAACACUACCAGAAGGUCAAACUAGUUAUAUCACAUACAACCUUAAGGGACCAAAUGACCUUAAGGGACCAAAUGAUGCACCCUCUGACGUUGAGAAAACACCACCACAAAAAGAGUCAUUCGCAUCACUAACACUACCAGAAGGUCAAACUAGUUAUAUCACAUACAACCUUAAGGGACCAAAUGAUGCACCCUCUGACGUUGAGAAAACACCACCACAAAAAGAGUCAUCCGCAUCACUAACACUAUCAGAAGGUCAAACUAGUUAUAUCACAUACAAUCUUAAGGGACCAAAUGACCUUAAGGGACCAAAUGAUGCACCUUCUGACGUUGAGAAAACACCACCACAAAAAGAGUCAUCGACAUCACUAACACUACCAGAAGGUCAAACUAGUUAUAUCACAUACAACCUUAAGGGACCAAAUGAUGCACCCUCUGAUGUUGAGAAAACACCACCACAAAAAGAGUCAUCGACAUCACUAACACUACCAGAAGGUCAAACUAGUUAUAUCACAUACAAUCUUAAUGGACCAAAUGACCUUAAGGGACCAAGUGAUGCACCUUCUGACGUUGAGAAAACACCACCACAAAAAGAGUCAUCGACAUCACUAACACUACCAGAAGGUCAAACUAGUUAUAUCACAUACAAUCUUAAGGGGCCAAAUGACCUUAAGGGACCAGAUGAUGCACCCUCUGAAAGCGAGAAAACACCGUCACAAAGAGAGCCAUCGGCAUCAAUAACACUACCACAAGGCCAAACUAAUUAUAUUACAUACAACCUUAAGGGACCAAAUGAUGCACCCUCUGAUGUUGAGAAAACUUUUGGUCGAUAUAACUCCAAAACAAAACCACCAACAUCCAUCACAGCAUCACGAGUCCAUGCUAAUUGUGACUGUCGAUACAAUCUUAAGGGACCAAAUGAUGCACCCUCUGACGUUGAGAAAACUUUUGGUCGAGAUAACCCAAAUAGAUCGUCAUCGGAUAAAGGCCAAAUUUUCUCUUACUAUCUCAAUUCAUAUGUCAUGAGGCUACUUAACAUUUGGAGUUGA